Molecule: messenger RNA, 2490 nt
Organism: Cicer arietinum (chickpea)
Lineage: Eukaryota; Viridiplantae; Streptophyta; Magnoliopsida; Fabales; Fabaceae
Source: RefSeq, a predicted model, not a curated record
UUAUAUCUGUUUCGGACAUUGCUUAUUACCACCUGUUGCAGAUAUUAUUUCUCUCUCUAAAACCGUUUAUUUCUCUCUCUAAAACCCUUUACAACGCUAUCUUCAUUUCUUUUCAAUCUUUCUCGUGUAAUUGUGUGAUUUCUCGAUAACGAUUCGAGGCAUUGGAUUCCGAUUUUGUGACAAAAGCUAGGGUUACGGAUUUUCCUAAUUUUCUUCGGAUUAAUUUUUCGGAUAAUUGUCUUGACAUGGCGAAUCGUAGAGAACGAGAUUUGAUUCAAGGCGAUGGAAAAGAUCCAGUGGAAUCAUCGAACGGUGAGGAUUUCAAUUUCGACGAUUCUUCGUCUGUGGAAAGUGGAUCCGGCGCGAGUAGUUCUUCGCCAGGAGAAGACGGUAGUUCGAGGAGUGAGGUUGGUUUGACGGAGCGUUUGACGGAUAUUAUUGUUGAUGAAGGCGACGGUGAUCUGCUGAUUCAGCAGACUUAUUGUGAAGACCGGCUGUUGCAGUGGCUUCAAGCUCUUGAUAUGCAAGUUAUGGGAGCGUGUCGCGCCGAUGAGCGGUUGAAACCUUUGCUGAAGAUGAACACUGUCUCUGGCGUUUCUGAAGAUCCUUUAUUGACUCAAUUAAUUCAGCAUUUUGAGCUGUCCGAGGUUGGUAUGUUAGCUAGAUGCUUCUGCUUGCCCCUUGUUUCCAUCCGUGUUGGGAAGAUCAAUAAGGAAGGCACUCGAUUGUGUCCUACUGCCAAUAGGGGUAACUUGACACUUGUUCUACUUCCAAGUUCUGAUCUUCGUCUCUCAUUCAUUGGGGAUGAUGGUAAAACAGAGAGAUUAUUCCCUCUUUCCAGCGAAUCUCAAUCUUCUGCUGUUGUGGUUGAGGGAAUCCCUACUGACAGUUCUGGUCGAUCCUUCUAUGUGACAACUCCUGAUAACAGAACUUUUUUCUUCUGGUGCUCUGAAAAAUCUAAGCUGUUGGGAGUUGAAUUACUUGCAAAGAUGAAUGAUUUACUCAAGAGGAAACCAUCAAUUGCUGAAUUGAGUGGCAUUAGCAAGUCGCGGCUUGAUUGUUUUGCGACUCAGCUUCGUGCUUUCCUUGUGGGGUCAACUGGGGGAAGUAGUCAUGAUAGUUCAGCCUGUGCUUCAACCUCUGCUAAUUCCACAACAUACAGUGAUGUUGCUUUUGAAAAUACACACAGUUCAUCAUCAAAAUUUCCACGAUCUCGACAUAUUGUACAGACAGCCAAGGGAGAUUCAAUGCUUUACCCGAGUAUUCUUAGUCCAAGGUCAAGUUCUUUUAAAGAGGUUCCCCCAAGAAACUUGUCUUCCCACAGGAUUGCUGCUAGGGAGAAGAUUAAGCGCCGUGGUGAGAACCAGCAGCCAGCAGUUGACAAUUUGGAUUCAUCAUCAACCUCUGAUCACGACAAAGCUUCAGAAGUUACAAAAUCUCUUGCAUUCUCACCAAGUUUUAUGGGAUCAAUGGGAAAGCUGACUGUUCCAUUCAGCCUUGGACCGGGUGGGGAAUCCCCCCUUGUGGUGCCCCCUCUUUUUUCUCCCUACUAUUGUUGGUGUCCUCCUGGGAUUUCUACCUUUCCAUCCAUCGCAACACUUCCACAAUCUCCCGACUCAUUUGCUUAUUCACAGCCUCUUGCCUCUGGCGCCUCUCUAUUACCCAACAGCUUCUCAGCUAGCCUGUUUCAACCAAUACAGCCUCUCAAUCUUGGUUCCUCAAUGGACUUUCCUCCAUUUUUUCCUGAACCAUUAGUCAGAAUGUCAUUACCAACUUCUCAACAGAUUCCCACUUUUACACCACUAAUGUGUGAUCCAAUUGUUCACGUCCCAGUAAUUGAUGUCUGUUCUUCGGGGCAGGGCUAUCUUGUGAGUGCUGGUCCUGCAAUGUCAACUAGUAUUCCACCACUACAUCCAAAUCUUGUGAAUCCACUGAUUUCUGAAUCUGAUGCUGUGGUGAAAGGUGCAAGAGAGACUCUAAGGUUGCUGAUUAGUGGUUCAAACCAGGGUAACCAACAGGUUAUGAUGGACCCUUUACCAGCAAUUUUAACCAAUAUGGAUGAAAAACAAAACAAUGUACUUGUCACUGGCAGCCGUGGUCUUUACACAGGAACCAGAGAUAUAAAUGUUAUCGCAAAUAGCAUUGCUGCUAUGGGAUUAGUAUCAUUAUCUUCUGGGGUAUCCAAGGGAGACAAUGAAGGUGAUUCGGAGGUGUGUGGCGGCAACUAUGGGAUUUUGGAAACAAUGAAGAAAUCCAAUGAUACAGGUGGUGCCUUUUCGGAUGAGGGCGGGCCUUCUUUGGAUUCCUAGUAGUAAUAGUCUGGAAUGCAAAUUAUGUUUUUCCAUUUGUUGUUCUCUCGUCCAAAAAAUGUAGAUAUGUGCUGUAGUUAAGCCCUUUUGAAUGGAAUUAGUACAAAUUUCACGAUUCUUAAGCCGCGAUUCCAUGUAGUAUGCCUUUAUUGAUCUUUAAUUGAUUAGAAAUUGAUGAUUA